AGCAGGACAGCCCUGCUGCUGAUGGCGACAGUCAGGGGAGUGUCCCUGUUGACAGCAGCAGACCUGACUGUAACACACACACACACACACACACACACACACACACACACACACACUAAGCUAGCCGGCCAGCCAGCUAGCUAGCUAGCUGCACAACACUCAUUGGUCACGUCAAACCAAGCUAACCAUACACUUUCUUCAGAUAUCCACCAUGGAUUUGAAUAAUAUCUUGUCGCAGCUUGAAACUGCCAACGGAGAGGAAGUCGAGAAGCUUCUGCAGCAGUAUAAUCGAGAGAACAGUCACACCUUCACUUUUGACCAAAAGGAAGAAACCCUGCGGAGUAAGCUGUGUCAGAGUGUGUUGACAGUACUUGGGAGGCAGGUGCAGUCCAGCUGUCAGAAGACAUGUCUGGAGACACUCCGCAUCCUGUCCAGAGACAAGCGUGUCCUCGCACCUGUAGCCACCAGGGAGGGCAUGCUGAUCCUGGGAGGGAUGGCGGGGCUGUAUGCUGGAGAGGAAGAAGGUGACAGUGAAAAAAGCUCUCAGGAAGACAUCCAGUCAGAGGAGGAGGAGAGAGUGGUGGUGGAGGCCUUGAAGUGCUUAUGCAAUGUGGUGUACAACAGUCCUGCAGCUCAGCAGGUUAGUGUAGAUGUACAGCUGGCUCAUGGCCUGUGUGCCACCCUGCGUACAGUCCGCACAUGGCACCACGAGGUGGGCCUGUUCACACUGCGCCUUCUCUUCCUGCUGUCUGCCCUGAGACCUGAUCUGAGAGGAGUUUUGAGGAGAGAACUGCAUGCUGUGAGACUACUGACAGAGGUGCUGGAGCACACCCUGGAUGUGCGCUGGGUUGGUCCCUAUGAAGCUGCUUGUCCAGAUCCGCAGGCCCUGCCCAUGCCUGCAAAGGACAAUGAGCGAGCAAUGGAAGUGCUCAAAGCCUUGUUCAACCUCACACUGUCUGAGGCUAGUGGUGAGGAGGAUGACCACCAGUUCAGACUCAUCGCUGCCAUCCUGCGCCAUCUGUUGAUGUUGAAGACUGAGACAGAGGAGAAAACAGAGGAAGCACACAGCCAUGCCAUCAAUCUGCUGAAUAACCUGCCUGUGUCCUGCCUGGACAAGCUAAUCGACGUGCCUGUCCAGGGAGGACUAGAGAAAUAUGGUGGGAAAAACAUGGAUGCAGUCCAGGUGUUGCUAGACUUCAUGGAGAAAAGGAUCGACAAGCAGGGCUCCAACUACAAAGAGGGUUUGACUCCGGUGCUCAGCCUUUUGACUGAAGGAUCCAGACACCACAGGGAGAUCCGCAUAUAUAUCAAAGCUCAGGUACUUCCCCCACUGAAAGAUGUGAAGAUCAGGCCAGAGAUUGGCACCGCCGUCAGAAACAAGUUGGUUCGCCUUAUGACACAUGUUGACAUGGGUGUGAAGCAGACGGCUGCAGAGUUUCUCUUUGUCCUCUGCAAAGAAAGUGUGGACAACCUGUUGAAGUAUACAGGAUAUGGAAACGCAGCAGGACUCCUGGUGGCUCGAGGACUUCUUGCAGGAGGGAGAGGAGAGACUGAGUACUCUGAAGAUGAAGACUCAGACACAGAGGAAUACAAAUCUGCAAAACCCUUCAUCAACCCCAUCACUGGUCAUGUGGAGGAGCCGAUGCCGAACCCCAUUGAAGAGAUGACAGAGGAGCAGAAGGAGUAUGAAGCCCAGAAACUUGUUAAUAUGUUUGACAAGUUGUCAAGGCAGAACGUGAUCCGGCCAAUGGGGGUCAGGCCCGACGGGACGUUAGCACCUCUUGAAGAAACUCUCUGUGAUCCACCUGAAGACAACUCAGGAUCAGACUCUGACUAGUGCACUGUCCAUCUAGGCCACAUUUUCCAGGCUAAGCUCACCGGGCCCCAACAGAUCUAAAGCUGUGUCCCAUUCAAGGGCUGGGUCCUUCUGGUGCCCACGAAGGUGGGUCCUUCAGAGGAGCUAAAACUUGGCUGAACUUGUGCCUCCGCCCUAAAUGAGAGUCUACUGUCACAGAAACAGAGUGUAGAGCAGAAGUCCGUCAAAAGAUCCAGAUGCUGUCCUGAUAACUCCCAAUAAAUCACACUCUAUUAACUUAAAUGGAUUGGCAGAUAUCAGUACAAUGCGUGGAUCUACUCAGUGAAACCCAAAUUUAAUUAAUUUAGGCUCCACUUUUCAACUCGUAUCACCAGGAAAUUGCCCUAAAUUGGUCGACAGUUUAAAUUGUGUCAACUGGGACAAGAUUCAUGAUACCUGAGUUAACAUUACAAGUUUUAUUGUUUCACUGCAACAAAUGCAGCACAACUGGCAAGUAGUGUGUCAGGCUAAUGGUAAAUAUAUCCAUACAAUUUCUAUUUAUUUGUAAGUUUGUCAUGCAUUAUUUACACCUUGCAGUGUAACGGCCCGUUAGGACGUAUCCAGCCCUGAACUGGGACACAGCUCAACAUGUCACUGUAGAGGCCCCGUCGCAGCCGUGAUGCAUUCUCCAAAGUGGAAGUGGACUUGAUGUGUGGCAAAAAGACUUUGCUGUGGCAUCAUAAUGCAUAGGAGGCCUCCGUGGUUUAUUUUAUUGCUCCAAAAGUUGAGAAAACAGGUAAUACAAUUUUAGCUGGAUCUUACUGAAAGCACUGAUAUGUUUGUUAAAAGUGUAAUUGGGUCUGAAUAAUCAUUCCUUCACUUGUGCUUUUGUUUUUCACUUUAAGUUAAUUUUGUUCUGCUACAUGAUGAUUUUGUUCACUCUUUGUAUUUCUAGAUGACUCAAGUGCUAUACAUACAUACGAACAUGAAAUCAUUGUAAACUGUUGACAGUGAACCUAGUUCUUUAAAAUCAUGGGGCCUGUUCAGUACGGACCACAGGAUUGAUGUAUAUUUAGUAAUCAGGCAGUGUCAGUGUGGAUAGUUUUAACUUGCAGCUCACAGAGAGUCUAUAUUUGGUCGUGUAAUUAGGAUGAAUGUUGCACACCAGUUAGUUGCCAAGGAAACUUCCUGAAUUCAAGGCUUGUUGGCUUACGGUCGUGUCACUAAAAGGUGUUCUGGACAAGAAGACUUGUUCUUUUCAUUUAAAAUUAAGAUUUUGAAUGGAAAGAUGCAACACUUUUCCUGUGGUGGAUGAUAGUAAACAGAUAGUCAAGAAUCCACAACAGGCAGAAACAAAGAAAUGUGUAAAUUGCAAUGAUUGUUUUCUAAUCCAUGUUACUUUUGCCAAAUCUGCAUCCGUUCUCAGUAAUGUGAUUUUUUUUUUUCUAAAUUGAAAUUUUUGCUAAUUUUAUAUAAAUCCACUAGUUUGGUGUAUGUAGAAA
This is a messenger RNA of Siniperca chuatsi (mandarin fish), 3297 nucleotides long. RefSeq names its product RIC8 guanine nucleotide exchange factor B (gene ric8b). The transcript has 10 exons. Lineage: Eukaryota; Metazoa; Chordata; Actinopteri; Centrarchiformes; Sinipercidae. Gene Ontology annotation, biological process: G protein-coupled receptor signaling pathway. The record is from RefSeq and is a predicted model, not a curated record. Gene Ontology annotation, cellular component: cytoplasm; plasma membrane. The coding region runs from base 212 to 1837 and encodes 541 amino acids. Gene Ontology annotation, molecular function: G-protein alpha-subunit binding; guanyl-nucleotide exchange factor activity.